Messenger RNA from Bicyclus anynana (squinting bush brown), 8466 nucleotides. RefSeq names its product protein rogdi (gene rogdi). Bases 117 to 914 code for a protein of 265 amino acids. NCBI's taxonomy places the organism in Eukaryota, Metazoa, Arthropoda, Insecta, Lepidoptera, Nymphalidae. The transcript has 7 exons. The record is from RefSeq and is a predicted model, not a curated record. Gene Ontology annotation, cellular component: RAVE complex.
UUACUUUUACUUUUAGUCUUGGUCGAUUGUGAAAAAUCGGAUUGCAGUUUUCAAGUUCUCAUUUCAGAUUUCUAUUAUUUGUCUAAUAAAAUAAAUUUAUCACAAAAAACACCACAAUGAACGACAACGAAAAAGAAGAGGCUGCAAAUUUGAAAGAGGAGUUUGAAUGGGUUCUCCGUGAGGAAGUUCACGCUAUAUUACAUCAGCUCCAUUCAGUAUUAGUGGAAUGUGCUCAUCGCUUCCCAGUUCCACUAUAUGGCAAUGAAGGGCAGAAACAAGAUAAAUUUAUAUUAACAUCUCAGCCUGAACAGCUGAAAUGUAUUGUUACCCUCACAGGCGACAGUAUCACUCAUGCAGAUAUUAGUUUCAAGGUCUUAAGACAGAUGCACACUAUAUGCCGGACGUCCAUUAAUCAAGAUGGACCCUGGAAGCUUCAACAAAUCCAAGAUGCAGCCAAUCAUCUGCAACAGGCCAUUGGUUACAUUGAUAAUGUUGAUAAGCAUUAUAUUUUCAGAUCAUCUGAGGAAGUAUUGCACAUCAUACAGUGUUUAAUCGGCUCUCUACAGAGGGCGCGCACAGCUUUAGUACUGCCCAAGAAAAAAACAAUCGACGAGCUUAUGAAGAGUCGAAAUAUGAAGGCCCUCUCACCAAACCUACCAGAAGACUUGGCUAUAUCGUUCUACAUACAGUCCCACAAGCUGAUAUUUGUCGCAUACCAGUUGAGUUCAGUUCACGGGACGAUGAGGAUCGACUCGUGUCAAGCGGACUGUGCUGUUCCCUGGCUGAGUGAUGUGCUGUUCAUGUUGACAGCUGCAUUGCACAUGUGUCAACAGCUUAAAGACAAGUUGUGCGUGUUCUCUCAAUAUAAGGAUUUCACCGUUGGAUCAAGAUCUGCGUCUAUGGUGUUAAAUUAGAUAUUAAAUUCCCUUCGCCUAGUCCAAUUACACUUUGUCAACAUAGUUACGGGCAAUUAGUUGCAUGGUUACCUUUCUGUGCGUUAAUUACAGUCCAUUGUCGUUAUUAGCGUUCAUAUUCAUUAUUCAUAUUCAACUCACGGUUGAGCAUGACUUUUUAUUACAUCUAUGUAUUUCGUCAGGAUAUGUUGUUCUUCACCAAAUAGGGAUCUAGGAGACUUUUCCUUCCUUUUCCGAACUUUAAAAUGUCGUUUUCUGUAAUCACAGCAAUAGUUCCUACAAUUUACGCAUUCAAAUUUAUAAACGUUUUGGUUUUAUGAAAGUAUUGUUAAAAAAAAUGUUCAUUUCACUUAGAGAUUUUUAUAAAUAGAUGGAAGUGAAAGUUGCCUUUUUUUGACAUAUAUUAUUAAUCUCUCUCUUUAAAUAAAAUGUUGCGUUAGGAUCUUGGGUUUUGGUAUUUAGAUUCAAUUGAGUCAUUGAGAUAUUAACAGUUUUUGUUCUAGUAAAACCGACUAACGUCAGACACCAAUGACACACAUUUGUCUAUUCAUAUUCAUAUUAUUGUUAAGAAUUCCUCUUCAGAAUUUAUUGUUAUAAGAUAUUCAAUGGGAAACAAUUACGUGUAAAUGUCUACUUGUUAUGCAGACACUCAAGUGACAUAAGCAUACGCUAAUCCCGAUAAUGGACUGUUUAUUUAAUAUCAGGGUGUCCACAUUCUAGAAAGUCAGAGAAGUUAAUUAAAAGUCAGAGGAGUUCAAGUUGGUUAGCGUAGCAUAGUGGUGAGUCCAUAUAAUAUCAGUGACCACAUUCUAGAAAUUCAGGCAAUUCCAGUAAAAGUCAGGAUAUUUCAAGCUGGUUAGCAUAGGUUAAUCUUGAUAGUGGACUGUUUACAUAAUAUCAGAGUGUCCACAUUCUAGGAAGUCAGGAGAUUUAGGUAAAAGUCAGGGGGUUUCAAGUUGUUUAGCAUAAGUUAAUCCCGAUAGUGGACUGUUUACGUAAUAUCAGAGUGUCCGCAUUAUAGAAAGAGAGGGAUUUAGAAAACAAUCAGGGGAGUUCAAGUUGGUUAGCAUAUCCUGAUUCGGAUAGCAGACUGUUGACAUAAUAUCAGAGUGUCCACAUUCUAGAAAGUCAGGGGAUUUAGGUAAAAGUCAGGGGAUUUCGAGUUGUUUAGCAUAAGUUAAUAGUGGACUGUUUACAUAAUAACAGAGUGUCUGCAUUCUAGAAACAGAGGGAUUUAGAAAACAAUCAGGGGAGUUCAAGUUGGUUAGCAUAUUUAUGCUGAUCCCGACAGUGGACAGUUCACAUAAUAUCAACUGUGUCCACAUUCUAGAAAGUCAGGGAAAUCUGGUAAAAUUCAGGGGAUUUCAAGUUAGUUAGAAUACGUAAAUCUUGAUUGUGUUCACAUAAUAUCAGAGUGUCCACAUCCUAGAAAGUCAGGGGAUUUAGGUAAAAGUCAGGGGAAAUCAAGUUGGUUAAUGAAAUUGACGCCCCUGAAAGUCUUCAAAGGAAACAAAAUAAUCAUUUUAAAAUGUCUUAACAACCAUACUCGUAUGAAGUAAGCUGAAAGUCAAGAGAAGUUUUAGGUUAUUGAAAGUAGAUACCCUGAAUAUUAAAAGCAAACUUGUAGAACUUAAAAUUUAACUUUGCCCAAUUUGGGUGAUGUUUAUAUAUCUAUUCCUCUUCCAAUAAUUCUUUCAAUACGAAUUAGAUAAAGUAGUAUUUACGCGCAUUUAAAAAAUCUUCUACUUAUAUAAUUUGUUGCAUUGCAUUGAUGGUUAAAUUCCAGUUUCGGUAAUUACUAUUUACGAAGUCCCAGUAUUAUUUAAUAUUUAUUUCGAUGGCAAAAAAUGCAAUGCAACAGUAUAGUUAGCCUUAUUCUUCCAAUGUUAGUUAAUUUAUUUGCUUUACGUGACUUUUCCUAUCUAUUAGUGCCGAUACAAAACAAAUAAAAGCGGCUAUGUUGAUAAGUGUAAAAAUAAACAAACACAAUGUAUUGUUUGUUUAAAAAAAGUUAUUAUGUCCAAUAAUUGUUGAUAUUCUUGUUGACUUUGUUGUAAUAUUUGUACCAUAAUGUACAUUCUAGGUCAUAGGGGUUUAUCUAGAUUUUUUUACAUCCUCACAUUCAGUGUUCUAGUACAAGCGCUGUAGGGCUGAGACAUAUGUCGUAAAGAGAACAAGAAAAAGACAUGAUCGACCAAUAACGGCUGAACCGAAAUAUAUAGCUUUCUCUUAUAGCGAUAUUUCCGGUUCUACGCUAUUGGUCCACAAUGUCGUGUCCUCUUCACGAUAUAUGUCGUGGCGCCUAUCUUAGGACUACUGACGUCGCACUCAUAAUGACACUUUGUGGCAGGCGUCCACAGAACCGCAUAAUAUCGGACGCAUCGCAUCAAACGGAUUUUAGUAUUCUCUGUAUAGAAAGUCCUAGAAGUGCGCCCACUGAUCCGCAUCGUACUGAUCGCAUCGAAGGUUUAACUUAUAUCUAUAGUACGAUUAUUAAUUCCAGUCAGUAAAAUGACAAGUGCAACUCACUGAAAUAUCAUUUUAUUGAUUGGAAUUAAUAAUCUUAGGUAAGACUAGCGGACGCCCGCGACUUCGUUCGCGUGAAAGUCGUUGUAAACUUUCAACUACCCUUAUCCUACCCUACCCUAACCUACCUCUACCCUACCCCAACCCUACCCUACCACUAUCCUACCCCUACCCUACCCCUAACUUUACCCCUACCCUACCCCUACCCUACCCCUACCCUACUCAUUAAGGCUGCACUUCUUUAUUUAUUCCUCCCACCGCGAGUCGCGUCGAGCGCGGCAACCUUUACACAAAAAUAAUCCUUAAAGUCCUUAAAGCAUGAAUUAGUAUUCACGCGCGAUGGCUUAGCGUAUUUCAUGUAUAACUUUGGUGUUUCUUUACCGAUUCUUAUGAUUCUUUUUUUAUUGUAUUGGUAAUAAUGUUAACUUUCUUAUUAGGGAUAAGUGAUGAGUGUUAUAAACAUAAGAGUAGACAAAUAUAAUUAGAAAGCUCCGAACUGCUAAGCUAUCGGGAGUUACACGUGUUAUUGUGAGUCAACCAUAAAAGAUAGACAUAUAUAUGCUGUUGUGAUUUUAUAGAUAAUUUUAAGGAAAACAUUUCCGUCAUACAUGAUUUCUAUGUAGCUUUAACCAUUAAGGCUGUACACGCGACGGAAGCUUAAAAAAUUGAGUAACUUCUCCCGUUUUCUCAACAUUUCUCUUCACUGCUCUGCUCCUAUUGAUCGUAGCGUAAUGAAAAGUAUACUAUAACCUGCCCAGGAGUAUGUUGAAUAAUUGUACCAAGUUUCGUUAAAAUCCGUUAAGUAGUUUUUGUUUCUAUAAAGAACAUACAGACAGACAGACAGACAGACAGACAAAAAUUUUACUGAUUGCAUUUUUGGCAUCAGUAUCGAUCAAUUAUCACCCCCUGAUAGUUAUUUUGGAAAUAUAUUUCAUGUACAGAAUUGACCUCACUACAGAUUUAUUAUAAGUAUAGAUUAAUCGUAUAUGUACGAUUAUUAUUAAUUCCAGUCAGUAAAAUGACAUUUCAGUGAAAGGUGCACUUAUCAUUUUAGUGACUGGAAUUAAAAAUCGUACUAUUACGAAAAUUAAAAAUCCGUUUGAUGCGGUGCGUUAGAUACGUACGAUGCUGAUAUGUGGACGCCUGCCUUUGUGGUCAUUAACAGAUACUACACUAGCACAGUGUAUUUGUGUUGAGGUUGAAAUAAUCUAGAUAUAAUAGAAGAUAUGGGAUGGUGUAACAUAAUGUAAUGUGAGUUUACACAUCCAAAAAAUAGAUUUUCUAAAAAAUACUACCCGGUACUUUAGUUCUGAUAUUAUUGCAUGUUGCGAUUAUUUUAAAUUAAUUUAUGAAAUAAAAAUGUAGCAUUUUUUUUUGGAAUUGUUGGUAUAUUUUUUGUUGUUUCCGAAACAACUGUAUUAAGUUAAAAACGGCUAUACAUUUUAAAUUGAGAAAAUUGCAUACCAAUUUAUUUUCAAGAUUAUUUAUAGUUUGAAAUGAGAAUCUAAAUAUUUUUAGUAAUUUAAAAGUGGUCAGAAACAUGAUGUUUUGGAUUUGUGCAAAAAUUAUUAAAAAAAUUGUAUGGUGGUUGUCAUUUACAUUUUUUUUAUGAUAUAUGUCAAGGUAUAUAUUUGUACAAACAUAAGAAAUAUAUCCAUCAUGAAGAUGUGAUAAAGUUAUGUGGCAUUGUUAAUUAUCUGUCUAUUUGGCAUCCUCAGUGUGUAUCGUAUGGGAUUUAAAUAUAGAUUUAGAGAAAUAAUAAGAUCUAAAUAAAUGCUUCUAUUUUUUAAUUUUUUUUGUUCACUGAAUUUGAUUGAUGGUUCAAAUUUUAUGGAACUGUCAUAAUAUAUGUAUGCAUGUGAAACGCAUUAUGAAGAGAAAAUUAUUUAUUAUUUAUAUUCCAUGUUUAUUUUCUAUAUAUAGCUGUAAUUUUUAUAGCUAUGUCAUUAAACCUACCAUACUGGUAUGCAGAGGUAUAAAUCAUUUUGGCCGCUAUCAGUUUUGCGUGUACCGCAUUCAUUGUUGAUACAUACUUCUUUUUUUUAAUGAGUUGAUUAUGGGAAAUAGUGUAAUUAACUUAUAAUUGAAUGUACUGCUGUUACGUUACUGUGUAUUGGUUUGCUUUGAGUUGGGUAGUGCUAUGCUUCAGGUAGCUGCAUACUAAACGGGGUUAGGACCCAUGACGUAUAUAUAUAUGUAGUUAUAUGUACAGUAUUCCCUUUCUUAUAUAUUUUGUAUUUUUUUUUGGUUUAGCAGGCCCUUCGUGGUUUCGCCCGCGUAGUUCCUGUUCUCGUGCGAUGUGGCUUUCGAUUGGUAAAAGAAUUUUCAAAAUCCGUUCAGUAGACCAGUAGUAGGUCCAAAGAUUACCUCCAACAACCUCACAGCCUCCCAAUCUUUACAUUAUUAUAUUAUUACUAGCUGACGCCUCGCGGUUUCACCCGCGUGGUUCCCGUUCCCGUAGGAAUACGGAGAUAAUAAAUAGCCUAUAGCCUUCCUCGAUAAAUGGGCUAUCUAACACUGAAAGAAUUUUUCAAAUCGGUAGUUCCUCAGAUUAGCGCGUUCAAUCAAAGAAACAAACUAACAAACUCUUCAGCUUUAUAAUAUUAGUAUAGAUUAUUUAUACCAUAUAACAAUAUUGACAUAUAUUUCCAAAAGUUGUCGUCUUGUAAUGUUUGAGUUUCAGUUUUUGAGACAUUAUGUAUGCAGCAAGCUUUAUUUCCUAUGUAUGCAGCUUUUGGUUAGUUUUAAGUAGUUCACAAGCAGUCAAGUUUUAAUUUCGCUUUAAAUUAGAUUGAAAUUGAAUCAACCUUCUAUUGGCUGAAAACGAGGCUAUAUCAUUAUUUUGUAUUCUGUGGCUUAAAUAUAAAAAAAAAACUUUUGUAAUUAGCGACGUUUUGUAACGGUAUUGGAACGUCAUCUUUAUGUGUAGUCUAGUUAGAUUAACAAUAUUUUAUUUAUUAUGGGAAUAUCAACCUAUCAUGAUGUAAAGCUGGUUGCCGAUUGUAAGUCGGUUUACUGUUUUCUAUACAUGUUCAUUGCAUUAAUGCGAAUGAAUUGAAACUUCAGAAUGAAUAAAAACUUCAGAAUGAAUUGAAACUUCAGAAGAAUUUAAACUUCAGUUAGUUCUAAGAGAACUAAGCUAAGUGUUCAGGUUGGACAGAGAGCCAAUCAGCUAAAAUUACGUCAGGUGUUGAAGUUCCAUUAUCAUAUUUAGUAUCACUUUUUGUGUUAGAUGUGAUAGAUCUGAAUACUUACAAUAUACCAUUAUACAUAUUAUAUUUAUUGUUGUAUGUUUAGUACUAUUUAGUUACAACAGUUUAGUCGAGUAUAAAGAUUCUCUAAAAUUCGGCCGCUCAGUGAUUGCGUUUCUGACAGGUCGUGAUCGAAUGGGACGAUCAUAUUCAGUUACAAUUGCCUCGUUUUUGUCUCAUCACUACAAAGACAAACAGUUGCAUAACCUUGGAACAGCGCAGUUCAACAACCUUGUAUGCCGGUUCAAACUUACAUCGCCCAUUCGAUCAUGACCUGUCAGAAACGCAAUUUCUGAGCGUCCGGACAUUAAUUUAUUUUAUUGUGUACUAUGAAUCUAUGACUAUGAGUAUGAUGAGAUAUUUAUACGCUUUAAGACUUAUUGUAAAAUCUUAUUCAGUCUACUUUGGUGCUUAACGUCACAAAUGUUGUUAUGUAUGUACUGCAAAUAACUAUGUAUUCAAACUAUGCACUAUCUAUAAAAUUAAUAUUUACAGUAAUAAAUAAUUAUUAUAUAAAUGUAAAUACACCAAAGUAUUUAUACGUAACACAAGUAACCUAUGUUGCGAAGAUAAUUUUAUCACUGGACUGUUUUAAUGUUUUUUUUACUGCCCCAGUUAAAGGAUGAUAAAACUCUCAAAAUAAAACUUUUAAUAACUUAAACCUAAGAUUAUUUUAAUUUAUAUGAAACCUUCAAAACCUAUCUCUGAGGGGCAAUGAAAAAUAAGCACAUGAGUUUUAUCAUCUAAUUAUUCGACAAACGAUCUAUCUAACAAAUGUAAUUGUUGAUCAAUUAGAGACUACCACGGACUAAUAUUUUUCUAGAUGUCGCGUGUUUAUUAGUGUGAAUUCCAAGUGUGUCUUUUUUUGUUACUUAAGUUUAUUUAGUGAUGUUAAACAAAAUGAUUUUGAACGCCACGCGUCAGUAGGAAUGAUCAAUAUUAUGAAAAAAACGAUGUUAUUAAUCGAUUUAAAAAUUAAAAUAGAAUGAAAUCCCCUACAUAUAGCACAUCCGUGGAGACUACAAUAUUUUCGCUUUCUUUUUGUGCAAAAUGGAGUAAAAAUAAUUAAUUAUCUGUAUAGAAUAAAAAGAUGCAUUUUAUAAUAAUAGGUAAAAUAAAAAGGCGCAUAAAAUGUGAUAAUAUUUUGUAAGCAAUGAAAAAUCUUAAUAAAACAUUAAUCUUAAUUGAAUUAAAUGAAGAUUGUAUGAUUCAUACCAAUUUGUCACUACAAUAAACAGCACAUUGGAAUUUACUUCAUUAUGUUUUAUUGUUUAAGUAAUAUUAUAAGAAUAAUAAAAUUCAGAAUAUUUAAUGUUUUACGAAGGAAUUGGAUAAUAUUAACGAUAUUAUACUAAUUGAUAUUUGUAUAAAAAGCACCUAAUAAUAUUUUUAAUUGUUCAAGCACCUACUGAAAGUGUAUCAUAUAGUAUCUAAUAGUACCUAAAUCAUUAUGUGAAUGCUUUUUAUCUCAAAUUAUUAUUUAAUCUUAUUAUAACAUUUUUAAUUAUUGUAAACCGUUAAAUUACUAUGAGACGUAUACAUAAAAAUAACAAUUAAAGUGAGUUUCUGUUUCCUAAGUAAAUCCUCAUACAUUGUUAUACGUACAAAUACAUAACAGGUAAAAGUCGGCGCUUCAUAAUAUUAUUAUUUAUUUGACACGUUUGACAAUAAAAUAAUUAUGUAGUAUUACUAAAAUAAGUAAGUAGUGUAAAAAUGUAUUAUUGCAUGAAAGUUCUCGUGGUCGUGUUGUAUUUCAAUAAAAUGAAAUGCUGUUA